CACACACCUGAUUUGAGUGAGUAAACUAUUAAAAUCAGGCACAAUUUGUCUGAAGUGAAUUGGUGAAAACUGUCCCUUUGAUAAAUGGAUUCUCAAAAAAAUCUGUGGCAACGCUUGGAGACCAUCUGUGAAGAUGAGGAAUUUUCAGGACCAGAAAUCUCUGAAGACGCUGAGCAAGAAGCAGAGAUUGAAGAAUUACAAGAAAGUAGUGAUUUGGAGGAGGAAGCUGAACAGAUAUUGGACCAAGUAGAAGAAGAGAGAGAAGAAGAGGAGGAAGAGAAGGAGGAAGAGAAGGAGGAAGUCCAAACUCCUCCAAGUGUCCGCAUCAGCAGCAGCUACCAAAAACGCUCUCUGUCAAGUCUAUCCAGAUCAAAAUCCAGAGUUUAUGACUUUCAGCCUGAUGUGUCUCCACCAAAAGUGAGAAGAAAGAGGCGAUCUACAAAGGUUAAAUUCAAGGAUCUGUUUCCUGAUUGGGUGGUACAGCUGAUGUUCAGUAUUGAAGAGGCAACUCAUCAUGAGCUGGUGGUGGAGUAAAAAGGAAAGUGUGGAUCAAAGCUAUACAUAUAACAUUCAAGUUAUGUUUUAAAAGCUGAUAAAAGCGAGCAUGUGUAUCCUCUCCAAAAAUAAAAUAUAAGUUUGUUUA
This is a messenger RNA of Boleophthalmus pectinirostris (great blue-spotted mudskipper), 643 nucleotides long. Its product is annotated as histone H3.v1-like. The transcript has 3 exons. The coding region runs from base 85 to 534 and encodes 149 amino acids. The record is from RefSeq and is a predicted model, not a curated record. NCBI's taxonomy places the organism in Eukaryota, Metazoa, Chordata, Actinopteri, Gobiiformes, Gobiidae.